This is a messenger RNA of Psylliodes chrysocephalus, 1731 nucleotides long. The record is from the annotation of a GenBank genome assembly. NCBI's taxonomy places the organism in Eukaryota, Metazoa, Arthropoda, Insecta, Coleoptera, Chrysomelidae.
UCAGCGGUCAUUGGCAAUAAAGAUAUUUUCUAGAACAGAUCAAAAAAGCUUUUUCAACAAAUCAACUUUUGAUUGUGAUGUGCCCGCAGUACUCAGAGCAUAUUUAAAUUCGCGAUUAGUUAUGCUAAUUAAUGUUAAUCUUAAAUUUGAUACUACCCGUGAGCACAAAACAGUGAUUUUGGAUUUUGUUAAUUUUUAAGUGAUGUUGUAUAUGGAUAGACAGAUUUAUACAUGUAAAUACAAGAAGUCAGUGGUACAAAACAUAUAUGUACAAAACUAAAAGAGUAUGUGAGAUUGUUAAGUACAAAACUAAAAAACCCAUUGUAAUGAGCCACACGCCACUGCAGUGCCGCAUCAGUGCCGAUAUCCAAAAUUCCAGUGCAUCAGGACUCAAAAAUUUCAAAAUAAGGACUCACCAGUGUUUUUGAUUCGAGUAAAUUUACAGUGCAGUGAUUUCGGGUAAUUUUUUGUUCUCGUUCCGUCCGCAGAAGUCGAUUGUUUGUAAAAAUGACGACCAGAAAUGUUAUCAGGGCUGUCAGGCGGUUCAGUCGUUUGAAUAUUUUACCAAGAAUGGGAAGUUUUUCUUCGGUACCAAAAAUUCUGAACGCAGACAUUUUGGACCACGACGUGAAUCUACCGAAAAACAUCAGCAGAACCGAGCUGCUCCAGCAUUGUCAGCGACAGCUCAAGACGUAUCCUAUGGUAAAGCGAACGUUUCGGAAGUCCAAAUCAUCUUCAGAGCUGGAAUGCGGCAUGAAGGUCAGAAAAUUGAGCCGAGUAUCUAGAGCUUGUAGUGAUUACAUUUCGGGGCCCAAUACUAUUAGAGUAUUACAAUGGAACAUUCUGUCUCAAGCAUUAGGACAAAUGAACGACAAUUUUUCAAAAUGCCCUGACGAAGCACUAGAAUGGAACCACAGAAGGUUUCUUAUUGUAGAAGAACUAGUCGAAUAUUCUCCAGACGUCAUUUGUCUACAGGAAGUAGACCACUUCAAUUUCAUAAGUCACAUCCUGGAAACCCAAGGAUACACGGGUCUAUUCUUCCCUAAACCCGACUCACCCUGUAUAUAUAUUAACGGAAAUAACGGACCCGACGGGUGCGCUAUCUUUUAUAGAAAAGACAAAUUCGAUUUGGUGAACGUGGAGACUAAAAUUUUGGAAAUUUGGAAGGUGCAGAGCAAUCAAGUCGCCAUCCUUACAAUCCUUAAACUGAAAGAAACAGGACAAGAAAUAUGCGUCACCACCACCCAUCUGAAAGCCAAAAACGGCGCCCUUUUAUCGACCCUUCGCAACGAACAAGGCAAGGACCUUUUGCACUUCGUUCAAUCCCACUCCAGAAACCUACCAUUGAUUCUGGCGGGGGAUUUCAACGCGGAACCCAUAGAACCCAUCUAUAACACCAUUUUGGAGAACCCGUUGGGACUCGGUAGCGCCUACGCUGACUGUGAUACUAAUGUUAAUAAUUCGAAAUCAGCUGAUAGAGAACCUUCGUAUACGACAUGGAAGAUACGGGGGGAGGGCGAAGUUUGUCAUACGAUAGACUACGUUUUUUACUCAAAGAAUAAGUUGGAUUUAGAGGCUGUUUUGGAAUUGCCUACCGGUGAGGAAAUAGGAGAGGAUCGGGUACCCAGCUUGGCUUACCCUUCGGAUCAUUUUUCUUUAGUUUGCGAUUUCAAAAUCGGGAACAGUUAAGGGUCGGCGUUGUAUUAAUUUAUUGUAGAUUUAUAUUUUAAG